AUCUAUGCGUACACAGGUCAUCCCGACAACUGAGGAAGAAGAGGGACAACGACAGUAGCAGGGAAAGUUAACGUCGAGAGACCAAAGUGCCUUAGGACCCUGCAUGGAAACUUCUUCAGUCUGAACACAAGAUGGACCAUGAAGUGGCUGACCUCCCCUCCGGCCCCCUGGAUAUCUACAGGAAGAAAGCCUCUUUCAACUGGAAGGACAUGCUUCUCUUCCUAGAUGGAGAGGAAAUCUUGGCAUUCAAGCACCAUGUGUCCAGGACUCUGGAGAACGAUCCUCUGUUUGCCCGUCGGCCCGGUGAAGACGUCCCCAUGGAGAAGAUGAGGGAGCUGACCUUCCUCAGGGUGAAGCAGCUCUUCCGCUACGACUUCAUUACAAAAGAGGAGGCGAUGGCGAACCCCUGGAAGACCGUGGUCCUCAGUGACUGUCUGGGCAUGUACGACUGGGCAAUGUCCGCCAAGUUCUUCCUCAACAAAGGGAUGUUUGGAGCAACUGUUGCCAACUCAGGAUCAGGGAGACACAGCAGAUACGUAGAGAACACUGAAGACAUGACGACGUUUGGCUGCUUCGCACUGACUGAACUGAGUCAUGGCAGCAACACCAGAGCCAUGAGGACCACAGCCACGUACGACCCCUCCACCCAGGAGUUUGUGAUCCACUCUCCAGACUUCGAGGCUGCCAAGUUCUGGGUGGGGAAUCUCGGUAAGACGGCCACGCACGCUGUGGUGUUCGCUCAGCUCUACACACCCGACCGAGUCUGCCACGGCUUGCACUCCUUCAUUGUCCCGGUGAGAGACCCUAAGACCCUGCUGGCUCUGCCAGGUGUGCUGGUGGGAGACAUAGGGAAGAAGCUGGGCCAGAAUGGACUGGAUAAUGGGUUUGCUUUGUUCCACAAUGUGAGGAUCCCCCGGGAGAAUCUGCUGAAUAAGACGGGAGAUGUCACUGCUGACGGACGCUACCUGACUCCAUUCAAGGACCCCAACAAGCGUUUUGGGGCCUCUCUGGGGGCCCUGUCAGGGGGCAGGGUGUCCAUCACCAGGAUGGCUCUGGUCAACCUGAAGCUGGCUCUGGUUGUGGCCAUCCGCUUCUCAGCCACCAGGAGACAGUUUGGACCCAAAGACACAGAGGAGAUCCCUGUUUUGGAGUACCAGCUACAGCAAUGGCGUCUGAUCCCGUACCUGGCUGCAGCGUACGCUCUUGAACGCUUCUCCAAAGACAUCUUCAUGAACUUUGUCGAGUUCCAGAUCGGACAGAUAAUGAGAGACAACAGUGACAGACAGGCAGACAUGGGUAAAGAGAUCCACGCUAUAGGCUGCUCCAGUAAACCACUGGGGUCCUGGACGGCUCAGAGGGGGAUCCAGGAGUGCAGGGAGGCCUGUGGAGGACAUGGAUACCUGGCCAUGAACCGGCUGGGUAACCUGCGUGACGACAACGACCCUAACUGCACAUAUGAAGGAGACAACAACGUGCUGCUGCAGCAGACCAGCAACUACCUGCUGAGCUGGCUCCAGGCCAAGCUGCACGAUGGGGUGCGGAUCGAGUCUCCUCUUCACACUGUGGAUUUCCUGGAUGAUUUCCGCAGGAUCCUGGGAACCAAGUUCAAAGCAACGUCUAUGGAGGAGUGUAUGGACUCUGCAGGUAGUCCAGUACUUCAGCUGCUCCAGAUCAGCCUGAUACCAAACUGUCUGUGAUCAGAUGUUGUGGAUUUUCCUCUGCUGGUAUCAAACCUUCACUUCUGGGUUCAUAGGAACCAAGUGAAAGACGCAGGAGGUCAGGACAUUUAAUA
Messenger RNA from Seriola dumerili (greater amberjack), 1792 nucleotides. RefSeq names its product acyl-CoA oxidase 3, pristanoyl (gene acox3). Gene Ontology annotation, molecular function: fatty acid binding; FAD binding; pristanoyl-CoA oxidase activity. NCBI's taxonomy places the organism in Eukaryota, Metazoa, Chordata, Actinopteri, Carangiformes, Carangidae. The transcript has 14 exons. Gene Ontology annotation, cellular component: peroxisome. Gene Ontology annotation, biological process: lipid homeostasis; fatty acid beta-oxidation using acyl-CoA oxidase. The record is from RefSeq and is a predicted model, not a curated record. Bases 132 to 1697 code for a protein of 521 amino acids.